AUUGAUGGUUUCUUUUACAGACACCAUGGGAAGGUGGAUUAUACAAGUUAAGAAUGAUCUUCAAAGAUGAUUACCCCUCAAGUCCUCCCAAGUGUAAAUUUGAGCCACCUCUCUUCCAUCCCAACGUGUACCCUUCUGGAACAGUUUGUUUAUCACUAUUAGAUGAAGAGAAAGACUGGCGUCCGGCGAUCACCAUCAAACAAAUCCUUCUCGGUAUCCAAGAUCUCCUGAAUGAGCCGAAUGUAAAGGAUCCUGCACAAGCUGAAGCAUAUACAAUCUAUUGCCAAAACCGGCUAGAAUAUGACAAGAGAGUAAGAGCGCAGGCGCGUGCUAUGGCUGCAACUGAAUGAAUCCC
Messenger RNA from Maniola jurtina (meadow brown), 355 nucleotides. RefSeq names its product SUMO-conjugating enzyme UBC9-like. The transcript has 2 exons. The record is from RefSeq and is a predicted model, not a curated record. Gene Ontology annotation, biological process: protein sumoylation. The coding region runs from base 54 to 350 and encodes 98 amino acids. Lineage: Eukaryota; Metazoa; Arthropoda; Insecta; Lepidoptera; Nymphalidae. Gene Ontology annotation, molecular function: SUMO conjugating enzyme activity. Gene Ontology annotation, cellular component: nucleus.